Triticum turgidum subsp. durum (durum wheat) is the source of this 192-nucleotide messenger RNA. Lineage: Eukaryota; Viridiplantae; Streptophyta; Magnoliopsida; Poales; Poaceae. The record is from the annotation of a GenBank genome assembly.
AUGGCUGCUCUGCUGAUUCUCGCCGCCUUGAUCUGCCGGCUUCUCCUUGUCCUGCUUGGGGGUGGCUGUCAACCAGGGUAUGUGGUUCAUGUACUUUGUGAUGGAAGAAACUUCUUCUACACCUACCUGCUUUCUCUGUCCUCCGAUGCUGCUGCAUUGGAGCCAGGCAAGGACCAGUCCAGAAGGAAGUAG